Messenger RNA from Paramuricea clavata, 1576 nucleotides. The record is from the annotation of a GenBank genome assembly. NCBI's taxonomy places the organism in Eukaryota, Metazoa, Cnidaria, Anthozoa, Malacalcyonacea, Plexauridae.
AUGGAGAAUUUGAGAAGUUCUCUAUAUAGCUAUAUGAGUCGUAUCACUUAUGCAUGUUAUAGCAAGCCGUGAUCUGAUCAUUUUCUAGAGCAUUACAAGAGGCACAGGAUAUUUUUGGCCUGGAUUUGGACUAUGGAGAAUUUGAGAAGUUCUCUAUAUAGCUAUAUGAGUUGUAUCACUUAUGCAUGUUAUAGCAAGCCAUGAUCUGAUCACUUUCUAGAGCAUUACAAGAGGCACAGGAUAUUUUUGGCCUCGAUUUUGACUAUGGAGAAUUUGAGAAGUUCUCUAUAUAGCUAUAUGGGUCGUAUCACUUAUGCAUGUUAUAGCAAGCCGUGAUCUGAUCACUUUCUAGAGCAUUACAAGAGGCGCAGGAUAUUUUUGGCCUGGAUUUUGACUAUGGAGAAUUUGAGAAAUUUGGACAAGAAGAUUACUCGGAAGACGAGGAGGCAGACGAAUACGAAGAAGAAUAUAGUGAUGAAGAAGGACAACCCAGGAGACGAGCAAAGAAAAAAACUUCGAAGAAAACCAUUUUUGAUGUAAGGCACUGUUUCAUCAAUAUUUUAAGUACUGUCAUAUUUCUUGUUUUGCUCAAGGCUUUUUGAAUAUUGAACUUAAUCAAACAUUGUGUUGCUCUAUGAAUGUACAUUUUCUCAUUGUAGGUUUACGAGCCAAGCGAGUUGGAAAAGAUCCAUUUGACAGAUCGAGAUAACGAAAUACGUAUCACGGAUAUGCCUGAACGAUUUCAGGUAAUGCACUUUUUUAGUUUUAACUUUAAAGUGCACCUAACCUUAAUUAUUUUAACAUCUCAUUCCUAAGAACCUUUGAAAUGAUGUUGUAACUUAUUUUGAAGAUUUUCGUUUGCACACUUUGUCUUGGAGUUAUUUCAGUUUUGUUGAUAUGCAAAUGUCCGGAAUUUACGUCACAUGAAUAAUGACUGAUCAAAGAAUGUAAGGUACAGUUAAAUAUCAUGAAAUAAAAAGGCUAAAUGGUGUUUUACAUAGCUGUGUAAUCCUCGCACAACUCCAAACUCGAUAAACUCGAUAGUGAAUGAGAUAUACAAGCUUUCACUUUAAAUCAUUAUGCAUUUGUUACGUAAAUUCCGGAUAUUUGCAUACCAAACAAACUGAAACAUCUCAGAAACAAAGUGAGCAAACGAAAGUCUUCAAAAUAAGUUAUUAUAUAAUUUCAGAAGUUCUUAAGAAUGAAACGAUAAAAAAAUUGAGGUUAGGUGCAUGCACUUUAAGGAAUUUCAUAUGUCAUUUUGAGUGCUAAUAAGCAAGCGACAUUUUUGCCAACACGGAUGUCAGAUUGCUGAGGGGGAACUGGAUUUUAAAAAAUGUGUUUGUGGUAAUUUUCAAGACAUAUGACAAAACAUAAGAUUCUUAAAGUUUUUGGCUUCCUUACAAGAGCACUAUGACGCAAAAUGCCGCCAAAAUGAACUGUUGAAGGAAAUCAUAUUCCUCCCUUUCUCUAGUUGCGUGAGAUUGCAAGCAAACCUUCUGAGGAUGGCGAGUUAGACGAUGAAGCGGAAUGGAUAUAUAGACAAGCAUUCAUGACAAUGCCCGUCUCAAAUCAA